Messenger RNA from Cyprinodon variegatus (sheepshead minnow), 1423 nucleotides. It is a transcript of the gene tlx1, whose product is annotated as T-cell leukemia homeobox 1. The coding region runs from base 66 to 950 and encodes 294 amino acids. Gene Ontology annotation, molecular function: DNA-binding transcription factor activity, RNA polymerase II-specific; RNA polymerase II cis-regulatory region sequence-specific DNA binding. Gene Ontology annotation, cellular component: nucleus. The transcript is spliced from 3 exons. The record is from RefSeq and is a predicted model, not a curated record. NCBI's taxonomy places the organism in Eukaryota, Metazoa, Chordata, Actinopteri, Cyprinodontiformes, Cyprinodontidae. Gene Ontology annotation, biological process: animal organ development; regulation of transcription by RNA polymerase II.
CGCAGGUCCAGCAGAGGAGCCACGCGGGGAGAGAGCCGAGGGAGGCGCGCGGAGCACCGAGCGCCAUGGAUCACAUCGGGAUCCUGGGGACUCACCUGCAGCAACACGCGCACGUGGAGCCCAUCAACUUCGGCAUCGAUCAGAUCCUCAGCAACGUGGAGCAGAGCUGCAUGCUGGGCGCGAGGAUGCACGAACCGGACUACGGACACCCGGCCUACAGCGGCGCGGGAGGCUUUACGUGCGGCGGCGGAUACGGCGGCGCCGCCGGCGGAUCAUGCGGGAUGGCAUCACUCGGGGGAGCUUACCACAUGAACAUGAGCGUCAACGUAAACGGAACCAACAUGGGCUCUACCGGGGUCAUCAGAGUGCCCGCGCACCGGCCGCUCAGCACCGGGAGCUCCGCGGGGCCGCCUGCCGCGAGCGGCGGCGUCAGCAACAUGGGCGCGCUGACUUUCCCCUGGAUGGAGAGCAACCGGCGCUACACCAAGGACCGCUUCACAGUCUCCCUCUCACCCCUCACUGUCACGCGCCGUGUAGGUCAUCCGUACCAGAACCGCACUCCGCCGAAGAAGAAGAAGCCGCGGACGUCGUUCAGCAGGCUGCAGAUCUGUGAGCUGGAGAAGCGCUUCCACCGCCAGAAGUACCUGGCGUCUGCGGAGCGCGCGGCGCUCGCCAAGGCGCUGAAGAUGACGGACGCUCAGGUGAAGACCUGGUUCCAGAACCGGCGCACCAAGUGGAGGCGGCAGACAGCAGAGGAGCGUGAGGCAGAGCGGCAGCAGGCCAACCGGAUUCUGAUGCAGCUGCAGCAGGAGGCCUUCCAGAAAACCAUCAACCAGCCGGUAGCACCUGACCCACUGUGCCUGCAGAACAGCUCGCUGUAUGCCCUGCAGAACCUCCAACCCUGGAGCGAGAACACAGCAAAGAUCAGCAGCGUGUCGGCUUGCGAGUAGAGGAUCCUGGUUCUGAUCCCAGCUGGGUCUGGAGGAGCAGACUGAUACCUGCUGAGGGGUUCUGGCCCCGCUAUUCCUGUCUUACAGACACUGGUACUGCUCUCAGCACUCCUCCCAUCUAAUGGGGCCCAUAUGUUGUAUUAUUAUGAUGAAUAUUUACCUAUGACGGAUUUUAAAACAUAUUUUUAUAAAGGUUUCUAUGUGUGGCUGUCGAGGGUUCUGUCCCACGGUAGCAGGGCCCCUCCCAGCCUCCUUAAAUGACUUUUUAAAUCAACCACAGAAUAACUAAGCACUUCUUUCAACAAUCUUUGUUUUUUUUUUUUAUGCAGAACGAAUGAGAUGAAUCGCUGAAACAUUAUGAGGAGAUAUGCUGGUGAAGGUUCUCUUUCAUCCAGGUCACAGUCAUUCCAAAAACGUUAAAAAACAAUCCACAUGACUUUGUUUCCAAGUUUGUAGACGUUUCGCCUCCCAUC